Molecule: messenger RNA, 2100 nt
Organism: Micromonas pusilla CCMP1545
Lineage: Eukaryota; Viridiplantae; Chlorophyta; Mamiellophyceae; Mamiellales; Mamiellaceae
Exons: 1
Coding region: 1-2100 (699 amino acids)
Source: RefSeq, a predicted model, not a curated record
AUGGAGAAGUCGUUCUUCGACCACAACUGGAACGCCAGGAACGGGCGGAUAUCCGAAGCGUUCGAACGCGCGGGGAAGAAGACGGACGCGCCGGUCGACGACGCGAGCGCGCGAGCGAAGCCGCCGGGCGCAUCGACGCUCCUCGACAAAGUCCUCGGUCCGAUCAACAGCGCGAAGAAGUGGCGAGGCGGCGCGGUUCAAAAGCUGAGCGCGAUGAAGAACGCGCCCGCGCCCGCGGUGACGUCGCCGCCGCGUCUGUCGGACGCGCUCGCUCGCUCGCCCGCGCGCGCGAGCGUCGCGCGCUCGCCGCCUUCGUCCGCGCCGGGGACGAUAGACGCGGCGACGAGAGAACGCAUCGAGCGUAAAAAACAAGAGGCGCUGCGGAAACUCGCGGCGAAAGCCCCCGCGCCCGGUCCGGUCGCGACGCCGAGCGCGCUGUCGCCGCCGCCGUCCGGGGCGACGCGACCGAACCCGGGCGGCGGCGGCGGCGGCGGCGGCGGCGGCGGCGGCGGCUCGAACGAGAGGAUGAUCGCGUUCGGCGGCGGCGGCGGCGGCUCGAACGAGAGGAUGAUCGCGUUCGGCGGCGGCGGCGGCGGCGGCGGCUCGAACGAGAGGAUGUUCGCGUUCCAAGCCGCCGUCGCGAAGAAGACGCCGCCGCGGCCGACCUCCGGCGGCGGGCCGACCCCCACCCCCGGGUGGGACGCGAAGGAACCGGACCAACCGUUCACGAUCGACGUCGAGCUCGCGGGGGACGCGCGCGGGUCUGGGGGAGUCGAGGCGGACGUCGUCGUCGUGCGCGCGAAAUCGUUCCCGGGGUACCCGGCGCACGCGGCACUGAUGAGCUUGCCGAAACGAGACGGUCUGUGGCGGAACCUCGUCGAGAAGGGCGAGCGCGCGCGGUGGGAGAUACGACCGACGUCGACGUACCGCGCGCUGUUGGACGCCGCGCACGCGCAGCCGUUGCUUCUCGUGGAGGACGUCGUGAGCGGGAAGCUGCGCGAUUUGAGGGAGAAAAUCGAGAGAGGGGAGAGGGCGUUGCUCGACGCGAUCGCCGCCGCGGACGCGGACGCCGUCGUCCUAACGGAAGAAGCGAAGGCGUUAGUCGCGACCGCUCUGGAACACGACGACGAGAAGAAUACGGAGGGCGGUAAGAAGAAGAAGACCCGCGGCGGCGGCCGCGGCGGGCGCGGCCGCGGAAGGGGCCGGGGGAAGGGCCGCGGAGAAGGCCGGUCCUCCUCCGACGCGUCCGCCGCGCCGUCGUCGUCCUGGGGCUCGAAUCCGUGGACCGCCGCCGCGCGCGCGCGAAACGAGGAGAUCGGCGGGUUAAACGUGGACGACCUCGUCUCCGCGAUCUCGCUUUGCGCGCGAAACAUGCCGAGGAGGGUGAGCCCCGCGACGGCGUCGUUCGCCGACGCGUGCGCGGUCCUGAGAGAGGUGCAAAAGGCGCACGGCGUGGAUUUCGGCGUGAGAGCCGAGGGAGAUUUCACGCUGCCUCCGCUCGUGUCUCGCGCCGCGCAGAGAGUCGGGUUUCCCGGCAACUUCGCCGCGAGAGAGGCGACGCUGGCGGUGACGUCGAAAGGCGGGACGCAUCGGUCGUGGGCGAAGCCGCCGCCGGCGGCGCCGGCGCGCGCCGAGGACGUCGUCGACUUGUGCGGCGAGGAGGAGCAGAACGACGGCGACGGCGACGACGACGGCAUCGUUCACCUCGAUCUCACCUCUGAAGAGGACGAGGAGGAAGAGCGAGACGACGACGACGUGCACGUGUACGCGCACGAGCCGCGGGAGGAAGACGCCGUGCGAGCGCGCGGCGCGUCCGGCGUUCAGAUACCAACCGUCGGACGCGACGCGCGCAUCGCCGCCGUCGCCGCCGCCGCGAAGGAGCUGAUCGAGACGCGAAAGUCGCUGCGACGGUUAGAGCGCGCGAUCAAGCCGCCGAGCGUGAAGCGCAAGAGGACGGUGUCCUCUCAUCCGCGGUGGGUGGACCAGAGCGGCGGCGGGUACGGCGGCGUGAACUACGCCACCGGCGCCGGGAUGGGUUGGGAGGGUCAAGGGACCAGGUCCAUGGGCGUCGGCGUCGAGCACUUCUACGAGGGGUUCUGA